Messenger RNA from Linderina pennispora, 737 nucleotides. Its product is annotated as translation initiation factor eIF4e. Gene Ontology annotation, cellular component: eukaryotic translation initiation factor 4F complex; cytoplasm. Bases 202 to 708 code for a protein of 168 amino acids. The record is from RefSeq and is a predicted model, not a curated record. Gene Ontology annotation, molecular function: translation initiation factor activity; RNA 7-methylguanosine cap binding. The transcript has a single exon. NCBI's taxonomy places the organism in Eukaryota, Fungi, Kickxellomycota, Kickxellomycetes, Kickxellales, Kickxellaceae. Gene Ontology annotation, biological process: translational initiation.
AAAGCGCCCGCGGCCACGACGAAGACACGCGAUGCGACGAAUUACUCGGCCACGCCGGCCGCCUCCCAGACAAAGCUCGUGCAGUACAAGCGCGACAAGCCCGCGCAGCCCGCGACGGCGCCGUCUGUGUGGGGCACCGAGUCGCGGUUAUUCCCGGCCGACGGCCAACAUCCGCUGCGCUCGGCGUGGGCUUUCUGGUUCAUGCACCGCGCGCCCGGCGAGAAAAUCACCGACUACGAGUCGGCCAUGAUCCGCCUGGCUAGUUUCGGCACUGUCGAAGGGUUCUGGGGCGUGUACAGUCAUCUUCUGCGUCCGAACCAGGUCCCGACGAUCACUGAUUAUCAUCUGUUCCGGGACUCUGUGCGGCCUGUGUGGGAAGACCCGGCGAACAUGAAUGGCGGCAAGUGGAUGAUCCGCUUGAGGAAGGGGCUGGCAACGCGUCUGUGGGAGCGCCUGGCAAUGGCUGUUGUCGGCGAUGUCUUUGAUGUGGGCGACGAGGUCUGCGGUAUCGUGCUGUCUAUAAGGAAUUCGGAGGACAUUCUGUCGUUGUGGAAUCGCACUGCUGUCGACGCCAAAACCAAUGUGCAUAUUCGCGAUAUCAUUAAGCAGGUCCUCGAGGUCCCUGCAGAAACCAUCAUGGAGUACAAGGCACAUAACGAUUCACUCAAGGACAACUCUAGUUUUCGCAACACCGAUGUCUACAAAUAGGCGCCAAAUAAAAUGAUGGUUGAACAUUC